Chara braunii is the source of this 2330-nucleotide messenger RNA. NCBI's taxonomy places the organism in Eukaryota, Viridiplantae, Streptophyta, Charophyceae, Charales, Characeae. The record is from the annotation of a GenBank genome assembly.
AUUACAGUCCCUCUCGGAUUUGCAAAACUGUCCCAACUGGUCCCUGUAAACUUCCCAAUGUAUCCCUGCCUGGCCUGCAUUUCCCGCACCCGCGUGUACGUGUAUGCAUGGAGGCAAGGAACAAAUGGAUCCUUACCAAAGGUGGAGGAGAGGAUCAACAAUGCGGUCCCACAAAAGAAGGGUCUGGCAUAUCGGCGCAUGGAGACUGAACCAGGGCUGGAUAAGUUUGUUGGAAAUGCAGAAGGAAUUCGAGAUGCGCUGAAGCCGCUUUUGGAUUGGGCUAUUGAAGAGGUACCUUCAUCAAGGCAUUCCAGGACGCCAAUUUUCUUGUUUGCAACAGCUGGUACGUCAGUGCAGUUUCGUCAGGACUGGGCACGCAUCAUCAGCGGGAUUGAGGAGGCUGUCUAUGGGUGGAUUGCGUUGAACUACAUGAUGAGGACGAUUGAAAGACCCGAGACACGCUAUGUUUUGGGUGCCCUUGACCUUGGUGGAUCAUCCUUGGAGGUCACCUUUGUCCCAUCGAAGUCAUCGCGGGUCAAGCACCCUGCCAAUGUGACAAUCUUGUCGUCGAAAUAUAACCUUUAUGCGCAUUCACACUCAGGUUUCGGGCUGAACGAUGCAUUUGAAAAGUCAGUGUUACAACUGAUGCGGGAAGCUGCACCAUCUACGGUAGAUAAAUGGCAGUCAAUUCCUGUGUUAAAACAUCCUUGUCUUCAUGCUGGAUACAACAAGACAUACACUCGAUCGAAGGCAACACUGAAGGUUCAGGAUGGGAAAGGAGAAACUAGUACCCUUAAGGACAAGAAUCGUGGUGGAGUUGAAGUCGAAGUGAGUAAUGGCCAGCGUGAACCUCAGAAAUUGCGGACUCGUAAAGACCAGAGUAAGGUCCUAGCAGAGGAUGCACAUUAUAAUAAGAAGGCCUUGCUGGUGAGGGACAAUGAGGACAAUACUGAUGUUUUUGCUGAAUAUAAAUCAGUGCGAUUAAUCGGAGCUCCUGAUUGGUCAAAAUGCCGAUCCCUUGCUCGGGCAGUGGUCCAUAAUGUUCCACCUUGUGCAGGGUCAUGUGCUUUGGGCACCAGCCAGCCGCCCUUGCGGGGACAAUUCUAUGCGUUGACAGGUUUUUUUGUGGUGUUCCACUUUUUCAACCUGCAAAUGCGCGACACGUUGGAUAAACUUCUUCAGGUUGGGAAGACAUUCUGUGAGCGCAGUUGGAAGAGCAUUGACAAACAGCAUCAUGGAGUGAAAAACCUCGACAGGUAUUGUUUCCGAGCGCCAUAUGUUGUCGCUCUCCUGAAGGAAGGUCUCGGUCUUCGACAAGACCAGAUAACAGUUGGAUCAGGUGACAUGGGUUGGACUCUUGGCGCAGCUCUGUACGAAGCUGGUGCAUUCAAGUCUCGUAAACGGAAAACAAGACGGGGUCAUCCGCUCAACGGAUUUUUAGAUGGACAGAGGCGGAUGGCGGGGAUCGAUAUGGAGGUUUUGGCGGCGAUGGUGUUGAUUGCUGCUCUUGCUGUGGCAAUCGGAGGAGCUAGUCUGUGGAAGUGGUGGAGGAGAAGGGUUCGACGGAAGGGAUUCCCUCCCCCUGGACCACACAGCCUCCCCAAGACUUGGGUUCCCAGCGCAAGAUUUGGUACUCUGCGAGGAAGUGACCGAGAGUCGAGAUCAAGGUCGUAUUUCAAUUCGGAUGGUGAACGGACAACAACACGGCCAUGGAAUCCAUCGCCAGAGGGUGCCAAUUUUGCACAGGGAUAUGUGGCACCCACGACCUUGCCUAUGUCCCGCGUCCAGAAGGGAAACGUCAAAGAGCAGACACUUGGAGGAAACCAACCGGAAGAGGAGAGCAAGGUUAUCGAUGACCAGCCAGAGCAGGAGAUGGAUGUUACAAUGGCUAUGAUCCUGGUUUUGAGGAAGUGGACGAGGACCAGCGUUUACUUAUUUGUGUAUUAGCUUUCGAUGCCUUUCUUCACUCGUUCUGGCAAUGUGCUUACUGCAAAUUAUCUUCAUCGUCCGUGCGGUUCUCUCUAUGUAUAAAUUUGUGUUUAUCCCUUUGCACAGGCCUAGGUGUGUGUGUGUGUGUGUGUGUGUGUGUGUGUGUGUGUGUGUGCACAUGCUGGAUCAGAUAUGCAUGAAUCAGCUGUAUGCCAGGAAGCAACCCCAACCUCUUUGUCAUAGGUGUGGCUGCUCUCUGCAUCUUCAGAUCGCAUACUGUGACUGUGUGCAUCCGUUUGGAUGUGGACCAGAUGCAUAUGAACGAAGACGGCAUAGUUAAAUGUACGACACUUAGUGCCUUUGGCCUAUGGAAGGUUGUGCGAUAAAGUCGUCUAACUUGA